This is a messenger RNA of Vanessa atalanta (red admiral), 597 nucleotides long. Its product is annotated as probable RNA-binding protein EIF1AD. NCBI's taxonomy places the organism in Eukaryota, Metazoa, Arthropoda, Insecta, Lepidoptera, Nymphalidae. Bases 108 to 584 code for a protein of 158 amino acids. Gene Ontology annotation, molecular function: translation initiation factor activity; RNA binding. Gene Ontology annotation, biological process: translational initiation. The record is from RefSeq and is a predicted model, not a curated record. The transcript is spliced from 2 exons. Gene Ontology annotation, cellular component: nucleus.
CUAUGAAGUUAGGUUAAACAGCGAGGACAGAAAAGAACACUCAUUUAUAAUUUAUAUUUCUACGUUGAUUAUGUUAAUUUUACAGUAAAAACAAAAUUGUCUUAAAUAUGUCGAAAGUAACCAAAAGGAAACAUGUAAUGAAUGAAGCUUUGUGGGAUGACUAUGAGUUGCCAAAAGAAAAUCAAAGUAUUGUCAAAGUUUUGAAAAGUAGAGGCAACAAUCUUCAUGAGGUCACAACUCCAACCGGUGAAGAAUAUUUAGUAUCAAUGCCUACUAAGUUUCGAAAAAAUAUAUGGGUAAAACGAGGAGACUACAUCCUAGUCGAACCAAUAACAGAAGGAGAUAAAGUGAAAGCUGAAAUUGUAAAAAUUAUGAAUAAGGACUCUAUAAAAUAUUACAAAGAAAACAAUUUGUGGCCUAAAGAAUUUGAUGAUAGUAGAAAACAAGACGUGGAUCUUAAUGAAGACGAUUUGUUUGUUAAUACGAAUAGGGUUCAAAUGACUCAGUAUCACAGUGAAACAGACUCGAGUGACUCAAGUGAUGACAGUGAUAGCAAUAGUGAGAUAGAAAGUGGUGGCAAAUAAAAUUUAUUUUACA